AUGUCUCUUCAACGUUUUAGGCAAUUUCUUCAAUUUCUUCGAUUUGACGAUCGACAAAAUCGUGAUAAAACCGAUCGUUUGUCACCCAUCAGAUAUAUAUUUGAACUGUUUAUCAAACAACUUCCUCGACAUUUUGUACCCGGUGAAAAUUUAACAAUUGAUGAACAGCUAGUUGCUUUUCGAGGUCGUUGCUGUUUCGUGCAAUAUAUGCCAAAUAAACCGGCUAAAUAUGGGUUAAAGUUUUGGCUAUUAUGUGAUGUGGAUAGUCGAUAUGUAUUAUCAAUUGAUCUAUAUACUGGAAAAAAAGAUAAUAUAAUCCAAAAAAAUCUAGCGAGUAAUGUUGUUCUUCAUUUAGUUGAUCAAUUAUCAAAUGAUGUGAAACAAGGCCGUACCAUUACAUUUGAUCGUUAUUUUACGGAUAUCAAAUUAUCUGAAGCUUUGCUAGACCGAAAGAUGACUUCUAUUGGUGUAGUUGGUUAUCGACGUGUUUUUUUGCCGAAUGAACUUAAAGUUUGUCGAAAAAAACUAUUUUCAUCAUGGUUUUAUUUUUCAAAUUCACACAUGCUUGUUUCAUAUCAAGCAAAAGAAAAAAAAAGCCAAUAA
Rotaria sp. Silwood2 is the source of this 603-nucleotide messenger RNA. The record is from the annotation of a GenBank genome assembly. NCBI's taxonomy places the organism in Eukaryota, Metazoa, Rotifera, Eurotatoria, Philodinida, Philodinidae.